Molecule: messenger RNA, 7033 nt
Organism: Galendromus occidentalis (western predatory mite)
Lineage: Eukaryota; Metazoa; Arthropoda; Arachnida; Mesostigmata; Phytoseiidae
Product: early endosome antigen 1
Exons: 11
Coding region: 1-6864 (2287 amino acids)
Source: RefSeq, a predicted model, not a curated record
AUGGAAACCUCAAGGCAGAAACAGCAUGCGAGCGAGCAAAUGCAGCAAAUUCGGGACCUCGAGCUGCAGGUGGCCACCCUGCAGAAGAAGAACGUCGAGCUCCAAAGAGAAAUGCACGAAGCUCUCGGACUCCAGCAAAUCAAAUCGAAAGCUGUCGAGGCUCUCCACAAAGAUCUGCACACCAAAAGUGAUCUCGAGCGUAGGGUGAAUGACUUCCUCACGGCUGUAUGCAACGACAACUUGGAAGCGGUGGCAGAGGAGGUGGCAGUACUACGUAAGAAAUGCUCCCGGUCGGAAGAGUAUCUCGCCGAACUCAAUGAACGUUACCGAAACGCGGAACUCAAGAAUAAGGAGCUCAGCGAGCUGGUGGCAGAACUCAAGUCAGAGCUCGCGGUGCAUGGUUCCGAAAAAGUCCAGGCGAAAAAAGGCGAUAGAGCAGAGGAGUUGAAGAACCUUGUGAAACGGAAUACAGAACUGGAACAGAGCUGCCAACUGCUCGGAGAAUACAAGGAGAGACUUGUCAAAGUUGAGAUCGAGAAGAGGGAUCUGAAAGCCGAGAAUACACAGCUGAAGGGAAAACUGACGAACCUCCAGAGAGAUAAGAAACUCCUGCAGGAGAAACUACUUGUAGUGGAGAGUGAAUCGAGUCAAAAACUCAAAGAUAUGAAAGACGCUCAAGUCCGACAUUUGGAAAUGCUGUCGAAACUACGGAGGAGUCACACAAAGAUCGACUCAAAAUACAAGCAUCUACUGAAAGAGAGAGCCCAAUGGCAAAGUUUAUUCAGAACGGCGAAUGGCGAACUGAGUCGCAGCACAGAAUCACUUGCCUCGAUUAGUUCCGUGGCCUCCUCGUCGGUGAGCCGCACGAGCUUCUUCAGGGACAGUUCCAACCUCGAAGAGUACAAUGUUCAUCUCGAGAGCGAGCUGGUGGCUGUGCAGGAGUCGUUGAAGAUUUCCGAACGGGACAAGGAGCGACUGGAUCGCAAACUGAAAACUCUCGCGGAGCAGGUCGUCGAAGACGAGAAUCUCAUCGCGGAACUCGAUCAGAAUCGAGCUCAGCUGGUGGAGGAGCGGGACUCGCUAGCUGAGAAGUGCGCCUCUCUCGAGGAACAAGUUGUUGUUCUGCAGAGAACCGUGGAGGAACUCCGAGACCAGGUCGACACGGUCCUCUUCGAGAACAACGAAAUAUCCAUGAGAGAGGCUGAAGGACGACAGCAGCAGCUGCAGCAGCGAGAGCUGCUCCCGCCGCCGGAACGACUGAGCGCUUUCGAAGGUCAGGCCGUAUUGGCCGAGAAGCUCCGCAGUUUUUACGAUAAUGUUUUGAAGCAGACGGAAGGCGCCUUCGAGAGGAAAUUGAAUGCUCUCGACUUAAAACUAUCAGCCGUUACGUCCGCAUGCGACAGAUUGAGAUCGGGGCUGAUCUGUGAAAGAGCGGAGAUGCAACAGCUGAAACUGACCGAUGCUGAGCAGAAGAGACAGAUUGAAGUUUUGAAGAACAACGCAGAAUCACUCGCCAAAGAUCUCGGUGCUGAAGUCCGAGAACGGAGUAACUCGGAAAUGAUGAGACUACAGGACGAAGUCAACGCACGUGAAGCCAAGCUUAAAGAUUACGAGAAGAUGCAGAAAGUCCUCAAGAAGGCUCUUGUGGAGAACGAGAAAUUGAAGAACGACGAAAAUCUGCUGGCCGCAAAAAUCGGAGCAGCCGAGGCUCGAGUUGUGGAGCUCGAGAGCCAACUGAAGAGCGAACAGCAGCUCGUCACCGAAAGCAACGGCAAAUUGACCCAUCGCUUGCGUCAGGCCGAGAAGGAAAACGAUCGACUCCAGAGCGAGUUCUCUGAUCUUCAGGCUCAGAUCGAGGAAUUGACUUCGGUUCGGGCUGCAUUGAAGGUUGCGUUGAGCGAAAAGGAUUCGUUCGGAGCUGAAGCCGCUACCAUGGCUCGGCAAGUCGCCGAAAUGGAAGGCGAAGUGUCGCGACUUUCCAGUGAGCUCAAAAAGGCUUCUGCAGAGAAUCGGAUUAACUUGGAUAAACUGUCGGAGAGCGCAACGCAGUCGGAAGCUCUGCGAGUGACAAUGUCUGAAAAAGCUCAACAAAUUGUCAACCUCAUCAAAGAUCUCGAACGAGAGCGGGCCUUAAGAGUCGCUCUGGAGGGGAAAGUUUCAGAAUUGCGCGAUGAGUGUCAGAGACACUUGGAAGAGAAAGAUUCGAAGCUUGCAAACUUCGCGGAGGAUGUCAGGAAUGCGAACCGUGAACUCAACGACGUGCUCCGCGACAAAGCGCGCAGAAUAGAGGAGCUGGAGUCCCAGGUUCGGAGCGCCUCGGAUGCGAAGACCGAAUUGGAGAAGUCUGAAACCAAAGUGCGUGAGCUCGAAAAUCUCGUCGAAGACACUCUGAGAGAAUGUACAUCAUUUGUUGCGAAGCUGAACAUCCCCGUCAAGCCCGGAUUGGAGCUCCGGGAGUUUGUGUCUCAAUUUUCUCGGGCUAUCGAAUCACAAUGGGUGGAGAAAGAGAUCGCGAUAUCGAGCAAAGACGCCGAGCUUCUCAAGCUGAAAUCGGCGCAGGAGCAGAACGCUUCGUUCAACCAAACCAUCGAACAGCUCAAGGAGCAGCUCGAAAAGGACGAAAAAAAUCUCAAAAGAUACGAGGAGAUUUUGACAAAUCAAUCUGAUUGCAUCGAAAAAAUGAAGUCGGAGCGGCAGCAGUUGGAGGAGAGCAUGAAGAACCUGCAGGCGCGAGACACGGAGAUCAUCGAGGAACUCAGGAAAGCUAACGCUGAGACGGAAAAUGAGCUCAAACGGACCAAAGAAACCAUGGAGCAACUGGAAAACUUGAGCUGCGAGAAGGAAUCCUCGAUGAUUGCAUUGCAAGAGCAAUUGCAGAGGAAAAUCCAAGAUCUCGAAGAGAACAACUUGAAGCUCAAGAGUCUGGAUGCGCUACCGAUUAUGGAACAGCGACUGAAUGCAGCAUCGGCGGAAAUCUCAGAAAGCCACAAACAUAUCGAGUCGCUCUCAAGAGAAAUAGCUGAGCGCGACGAGAAGAUUCGAGGCAAGAAUCAAGUCAUACAGGAGCUUGAGACGGAGCUCGGAGAGCGAAUCGCCACUUUCGACGAGAUGGCCAAGGUGUUCAGCAUGAAGGGCGAAGAAUACAAGAAGGUCCGCGAAAGUCUCACCGCUUCAGAGGAGGAGCUCGCUUUGGUAACCAGCAGAUUCGACGCCCUUAAAUCUUCCCUCCUGAAAAUAGUCGAAAAACUCAUACCCGAAGUCGAGAUCGAUUCAGAUCUGGAGUCACUCAGUGAGAAAGCUUUCACGGCUGUUGAAGACCUAUCAAGAAACUCGGAAGAGAAGUUCGCUCUAGAAAAUGAAGUCACUACGCUUCGGAGUCAAAUCACCGAAAUAUCCCGGCUGUCGCAAUCCCAAGAGCUGCGGCUCGCGGAUCAAGCUCGGGCGAUAGAAGAGAUGGAAGGCACCAUCAGAAUGUCCAACGAAUUCUUGGAGAAAAUCCGACAAGAACACACUCAGACCCUGGACUCGCUGGAAGUUGUGAGAGCUGAGUAUUCGGAGUUGAAAAGCAGCUCGGAAGAAGCCCACGAAAAUCAUUCAAUUGAAGUUUCGAACCUCCGGAAGCUGCUGGUGGAGUCUGAGAGCAUGAUGUGUGGUCUCUCCGAACAACGGAACGUAGAGCUUGCCAACCUGAUGGACAAAAUCCAUUGCCUCGCCAAAGAGAACGAACAGAUGGAAAGCCGCGAGAAAGAAUCGAGCGAAGCACACCGAGCCGAGCUCGCAGAACUGUUGUCCAAAAUACAGGAGAACGAAGAUCUCGUGAGAGUCCUUGGGCAGGAGAAGGGGGCCCUCGAGACUGAGCUAAGCAAAACUCAAUCAGAGCUCGAUGCCACCAGGGCCGAUUACGAGGGAAAAGCUUCGGAACUCGAGGAACUCACGAGAGUUCUGGCUUCGAAGCAAUCCGACAUGUCGCGUUUCGAAGAGAAGCUCCACGCCCUCAAGGAUCGCUACGGCGAGAAACUGCAGUCGCUGCAGAAAAAUCUCACGACGCUCCAGGCGGAAAAGAGCUCGCUCACGAACACUGUGUCUCAGCUUGAAACACAGGUGGAAGGCUUGGAGAAUAGGGAGUGCGAGCUCGAGUCGAGUCUGAGGGACAAGUGCGAGUCUCUUGAAGCUAUCCGACAAGAGAUGGACAUUCUCGAGCAGAAGACUCAAGAAGCGUGCUCACAGUACGACGAAACCGAACGCAAACUCACCGAACGCGAAGCCGAAGUGGCGCGUCUUGUCGACGACUUGGCAAAUGCGAAAACAGAACUCUCGGAACGCUGCGAAGACGUUAACUCGUAUCAUGAUCACGUGAAAGCUCUUGCGGAAGAGAAAGUCCGUCACGGGGAAGAAGUGAGGGCUCUGAAGAAACGAAUUGAAGACAACAGUGACGAAUACCAGGCAGAGGCUCUCGAAAUGCAACAGGAACUCUCCAUCAUGACCGAGAGGUACAACAUCAAAUGUCACGAAUGUGAAACGUUGAACAAAGACGUUGCAGUCAAAACCGCAGACAUCGAAGCUCUCAACGGGCGACUCGCUUCGUUGGAAGCAGAAAACUGGAAGAUCUCAGAGUCGUUGGGCGCGAGCCAGAAGCGACUCGAGACUGAGAUUUCCGAACGGAGAGACCUUGCUUCCCAGACUACCCGGCAACUCGAGCUUGAGAAAGCUGAUAUGGAGCAGAAACUAAGAAUUUCCCUCAAGCAGAUCUCAACCCUCGAAUGUUCUGCGUCUCGGAGCGUAGCCGAGUUGGAUCGAUUACAGAAGUUGUUCGAUGAUGAAAAAACGGCACAUAUUUCUUCCCUGCAGAAAGUUGACCACUUACAGAGUCAGUUGGAUGAAGCGACUAAUCAAUUGUCGGAAAUCAAAGAAGCUGCUGAAGGAAUUCGUGGAGGCCUAGAGAAGGAGCUCGCGCAUACGCGUGAGGAACUCGAGCGUACGAGGGCAGACCACGGCGCAGAAAUCGGCGAGAUGGGAGAGAAGUUACGCCUCGCCCACAACGAAAUACAAAGACUGUGUUCGACUUUAUCUCUGGAAGCGGCGAACGCCGAGAGUUUGCGGAAUGAAAUCCUCGAAGGACAGUCUGCCCUCGAGUCGUCGAGGGAGUUAGAGGGAAAACUUCGGGGUGAAUUGCAAUCAAAGUGCGCCGCUCUCGCCCUAUUGGAGAAGGAAACAAAAGAGAGAGUCGAUCAGCAGAUUGAUUUAUUGAAGAAACUCUCGGACGAUCUACAGCUGAGAUGCAGUCAGCUGCAAUUAGAAUACGCGUCCAACCAAGAAUUCGCGCGAAGUUCCAUGCAGGAGAGUCUCGAAGCAAAUAAGAACCUACAGAAAGACCUCUGCUCUCUCCGAGAAGAGGUGGAGAGCAAAAAACUUGUUAUUUCCCGGAACGAGGACGAAAUCGAGGAGCUCAAGAAGCGUUUGGAAGGCGUGAGUGCCGCAGAGCUCGAGGCGAAGAGCAAGAUACAGAGUCUCUCGACUCAGCUACAGACGGAGCUUCAACGCGUGUCGGAGGUUGAGAGAUCCUCGGAGUCCUCGUUGCAUGCGUUGAAGCUCGAACUCGUCACUGCUCAGAAGAAACUUUGCCAAACGUUGGAGGACAGUGAGGAGCAAACUGAACGAUCCGAACGUAGCAUGAGGAACCUCCGGAAAGAAAUCACCGAUCAGAAACUCGCCGCUUCCCAGAGGAACGAUGAAGUAGAAAGCUUGAAGGACCAGCUAAAGCAUUCGGAUUCCGCACAGCGCACCUUGGAGAAACAAAUCGAAGAUUCGAAGCUCGCUCUCGAUGCCCGGACGACAGAGCUGGAAGCAUUAAGACGGUCCUCGGUCGCAUCGUUGAGCGACUUUGAGCGCGAACUGGCGACUACCCGGAAGGAGCUCGCUCGAACAAUCGAGGAGGACGCAGAAAUCAGAAAUCGAUUAGAAUCAGAGUUAGAGUCCCUUCGAGCGCAGCUGAUCGACCAGAAGCUGGCCAUGUCUCAACUGGGUUGUGGAGUGCUGAAGAUCCGCGAUGAGCUCAACGGCCACAAAAACGAAUUUCACGAACUUCGCCACGCUGUAGUUGGACAACAGAAAGAGCUUUCUGCUUUCCUGGUCGACCUGACUGAGAAGCUGUGCGCAAAAUCCUUCCGACGCGACCUCGCAGUCAACCAGCAGAGGAAACAGAGCCGGCUUGUCGACCGCUGUCUCGAGACACUGAAGCAGCAUCAAGUUCUAUCGUUGGCGGUGGCGGCGGCGGCGACGGCUCAGCGACCGGACGACGAGGGCCGGCGCGCACUGGAAUCUCUCGACACAUUUGAUGUGCACUUCCAGACCUUCAACGGUCCUACAGCCCAGUUCGUGGCUGAGCAGCAGGCCUCGUCAACAGCAAUGAUGAAGAAGCUCGCUGCAGCCAUGGAACGAGACGACACCGCACCAGAUUUACACGAUCUGCACCUAAGCAAUGGCGAUACCGCAGGAACGAUCAAAGUUGAUCCCUUCGACACCAUCAAGCAACAGAAAAUUCUCAUCCACGAACUCAUGGCCAAACUCGAGAUGACCAAGAAAGUUCUCGACGGAGAAGUCGGCAGACGGAAAGAACUUGAUGAACGAUUUAAAUCUUGGUCUACUGACACGAGACUCCACAAUGCGCAGGUUUCCUUCAACGUGGCACAGAUGAAUCAUCGCGACGACACGUUCGACAGCGCUCCCAUCAUGGAUUCCCAAAAACAGCUGAUUCCCGAAAGGUCGCUACAUGUGACUCGACAAUUCCCCACAUACGUGGAAAGCUUCAUUCGGUGGCUAGUUAACACAGCUCCUCCAAGACCGGGAGCUCUCCCCCAGAACUGAGUCCUCUGAAAAAGCCGACACCUUAAUCGUCAAGCGCGAACCGGCGUACAAUGGCACCUCUGGCAGGAAAUCGUUCGCACAAGCAUUUACAUGUUUCAUUAUUAUCGAUCCGAGUUCAGAUGUCUCGCGCUCAAUCGCGACUGUUCCACCACGACUCCCUCAUCCAAUU